ACUGAAUUGGUGUCACUGGGGAUGUCAGUGACACCAAUGCUAAUAAAAAGCACAGACAAUGUACUAAUGGCACUGGGCAGGAAGGGGUUAACAUGUGGGGUGAUCAAUCAAAGGGUUAACUGUGUGCUGUUUUACUAUGUGUACUGUGUGUGUGUUUCACUGUAAGCACACUGCUUUGUAUGGUUCGGCUAUGCAGAGCCAUAAAAGAAGUGUGCAGAAGCUGACAGGGGAGAGAACUGUAUUAUUUAUAUACAGGUGUCUUCCCUGUCGGAAAUCCUCG
Staurois parvus is the source of this 280-nucleotide messenger RNA. Lineage: Eukaryota; Metazoa; Chordata; Amphibia; Anura; Ranidae. The record is from the annotation of a GenBank genome assembly.